AGAACUACAGUGAUGAAGGUCCCUCAAAGUUAUGACUGAGGAGAUGACAUUUUCAAGAACGGUGCAAACAGGAGUGACCUUUGCUUCCUCAUUUUUAUAUCUUGCUGCCCUGCUGCCUGAGGCUAUUAAUUAACUAGCUGUGUUUGCGGAAGCGCUCAGCCAUUGAAACCAACGGCUACACUGUGUGAGGGGGGUUCUGCCUCAGACAGAUCCUACCAGCGAGGAAGAUGUCCACCCGGUACCACCAGGCAGCUGCCGACGGCAAUCUGGACCUACUCAGAGAAGCCACCAGAAAAGACCUGAACACUUCAGACGUGGAUGGGAUGACACCGACCUUGCUGGUGGCUUACCAUGGCAACCUGGAGGCUAUGGAAAUAAUCUGCCGAAGAGGAGGUGACCCAGAUAAGUGUGACAUUUGGGGGAACACUCCCCUCCACCACGCUGCUGCAAAUGGCCACAUCCAUUGCAUAACAUUCUUAAUCAAUUUUGGCGCCAAUAUCUUCGCCCUGGAUAAUGACAUGCGUUCUCCUCUCGACGUGGCUGCCAGCAGGAACCAAUACGAAUGUGUCAGGAUCCUCGACACUGCCGCUACUGAGCAGAACCUCAAGAAUCCCAAGAGAGUCUCUCAGCUCAAGACCCAGGCUCGGCGCGAUGCAGAAAAGCAAAUCCGUGAAUGUGAGAGGCGUCAGGAGAAACAUGAACACGAAAUGGCCAGGAAUUUCAGCAAAGGAUCCAUGCAUUCAAAGAGGGGGACAGCCACGAGGACGAAAGUCUCCAGUUUCUUUGCACCCAUUUCACUGGGCACAUUGCCCAAACAGCUGAAAGACACCGUCAAGCGAAGGAUGAAAAAGAAAGAGGAGAAUCUUGAGGGUCAAGAAGCAAAUGCCCAAGAGGGAGGCAUCCCAGCCGGACGAACCGCCGUGAUGGAUGUGUUCAAUGAAGAAGACGAGGAUGACCUGACCAAGGACUUCCAAAGAAAAAACGGCAUUUCUGAAGAUGACGACGAGCUGGGCCAAAGGUCCAUCUUCCACCGGCCGGGUCUUGGCAACAUUGUAUUUAAAAACAACUUGCCCACCAUGGGCAAAAACUUUGACGCGAUGAUGCUCGAGAAAGAAGGCAUGAGCUUCAAAAUGCCCGAUGAGCUGCUUCAGUUCAAAGAGCCUGAAGAUGACGGUAGUGACGCAGAUGCGGAGAACAAUCCAGAAGAAUCUUGGAUCGAAGAAGAAAUCGGGUGGGAUGACGGGAAAGUGGAGACCACUCCCCUGGAGGUGUUUUUGGCAUCCCAGAACCUGAACGAAUUCCUUCCCAUCUUGAUGAGGGAAAACAUUGAUUUAGAGGCCCUCGUGCUUUGCUCAGAUGAAGACCUGCGGAGCAUUCAGAUGCAGCUAGGCCCAAGGAAGAAAAUCCUUCAUGCAGUUGACAGAAGAAUGCAGGCUCUGGCAAACCCGGGCAAGGCUGGGGAUACGCAGUUAUAAACCAUGAAGUUCCUGUGUUGCAAUAGCUCCACCAAAACCGCUGCAGGGUGCAGCUGUUGCAAUGUGACGACUGCACCCUGCAGGGUGUUAGAUCAGGGAUGAGGAACCAGUAACCAUUCAUCUGUUGGACUCAAACUCCCUUCGGCAUGGCCAGUGAGUUGCAGUCCAGCAACAAUUUGAAGGGACACAGCUUCCUCAUUCAAUGUGUUUAGAUUCGAGACAGCAGGGGAUUUGAGCUUUUUGAAGCCAUGGUGCAACUUAACAGGUUCAGCUGUGGUCUGCAUGGUGAUUGUUUAGUGGUUCAGAUACAUGCAUAGGACUGGUUCCUACAAGGGGAAAGGGUAUCGCCACUUCCGUGAUCAUAAUAGCAAUUAAGGUUUCUACAGGUGAUCUUUAUAUGAAAAAGCGUUGCGUGUAGAGACAGGAGCAGGAGGAGGUCAUACAUGCAAAUGAACCCCAUAUUAUUAUUGCUAAUAUUAUUAUUUAUUAAAU
This is a messenger RNA of Lacerta agilis (Sand lizard), 1967 nucleotides long. It is a transcript of the gene ANKS4B, whose product is annotated as ankyrin repeat and sterile alpha motif domain containing 4B. NCBI's taxonomy places the organism in Eukaryota, Metazoa, Chordata, Lepidosauria, Squamata, Lacertidae. The record is from RefSeq and is a predicted model, not a curated record. The coding region runs from base 228 to 1475 and encodes 415 amino acids. Gene Ontology annotation, molecular function: protein binding. The transcript has 2 exons.